Messenger RNA from Engraulis encrasicolus (European anchovy), 2062 nucleotides. RefSeq names its product cerebral endothelial cell adhesion molecule (gene cercam). Lineage: Eukaryota; Metazoa; Chordata; Actinopteri; Clupeiformes; Engraulidae. The transcript is spliced from 14 exons. The record is from RefSeq and is a predicted model, not a curated record. The annotation marks the transcript as partial.
AGAACUACCACCACCAUGUUGCUCGCUGUCUUUCUACUACUCGCGUCCGUCUUUGCGACCUCGGAAUGCUACUUUUCAGAAGAGAGUUUCACCGAGGAGUCCCAGAUGCAGCAGCCCACGGUAGUGAUCGCGAUCAUCGCCCGAAACGCGGCGCACUCCCUCCCCUACUACCUCGGAGCUCUGGAGAGGCUCAACUACCCCAAAGACCGCAUCUCCAUUUGGGCUGCGACGGAUCAUAACUCUGACAACACGACUGCCGUGCUGCGGGAGUGGCUGACCACCAUGCAGAAGUUCUACCAUUACAUAGAGUGGAGACCACAGGAGAAACCCACGGCGUAUCCGGGGGAGUCGGGGCCUAAGCACUGGCCUAACGGGCGUUAUGAGUACCUGAUGAAACUCAAACAGGCAGCGCUCACCUUCGCCAAGAAGAGAUGGGCAGACUACAUACUGUAUGCGGAUGCUGAUAACAUCCUGAGUAAUCCGGAGACGCUGCGUCUGCUGAUGGGGGAGAAUAAGUCUGUCAUCGCCCCCAUGCUCGAUUCCCAGAGUGCAUACAGCAACUUCUGGUGCGGCAUCACACCUCAGGGUUACUAUCGUCGCACGGCGGAGUAUUUCCCGACUAAGCAUCGUCAUCGUCAGGGCUGCUUCCCGGUUCCCAUGGUGCACUCCACUCUGCUGCUGGAUCUCCGUAAGGAGGGAACUCGACGCCUCGCGUUCCACCCCCCCCACCAGGACUACUCAUGGCCCUACGAUGACAUCAUCGUCUUCGCAUUCAGCUGCAGAGCAGAGGAGGUCCAGAUGUACAUUGUGAAUAAGGAGCGUUACGGCUACCUGAAUGUUCCUGCGAAACCCCAUCAGACUGUGGAGGACGACAAAAUCAACUUUGUACACCUUUACCUGGAGUCACUGGUGGACGGUCCUCCUAUGUUCCACUCCAGCUACAUCCACCAGGAGCUCAAGCAUACAGAUCUCAUGGGCUUUGAUGAGGUGUACCUGAUUAACCUGCGUCGGCGUCCAGAGCGUCGUGAUCGGAUGUUGUGGUCGCUAUACGAGAUGGAGAUCAACGCUAAAGUGGUGGACGCAGUGGACGGAGGGGCUCUGAAUAGUAGUGAUAUCAAGUUGUUGGGAGUUAAUCUGUUGCCUGGAUACUACGAUCCCUUCUCCGGCCGCACGCUCACCAAGGGGGAGGUGGGAUGCUUCCUCAGUCACUACUACAUAUGGAAGGAGAUGGUGGAUCUUCAGAUGGACAAGGCUGUGGUGCUGGAGGAUGAUGUCCGUUUCCGCGGCAACUUCAAGCGUCGCCUGAUGCGGCUGAUGGAGGAAGUGGAACAGGUGGAGCUGGACUGGGACCUGAUCUAUCUGGGUCGUAAGCAGGUGAAUCCUGAGGAGGAAGAGGCGGUACCUAAUGUGCGGAACCUGGUGGUGGCCGGCUAUUCCUAUUGGACGAUCAGCUACGUCAUCUCACUACAGGGUGCCCAGAAGCUGGUGAACUCGGAGCCCCUCUCCAAGAUGCUGCCAGUGGACGAAUUCUUACCCAUCAUGUACGUCACACACCUAAAUGAGGAGUAUAAGUCCCACUUCCCCAACCGUAACCUGCAGGUGUACUCCACACGCCCCCUACUGGUGGAACCAGCACAGUACGCAGGAGAGAAAGACUGGGUGAGUGACACUGAGACCUCUACCCUGUGGGACGAUGACGCGGUGCGUACCGACUGGCGCGGUUCCCACAAGACGCUGAAGGGGGCGCCACAGGCAGCAGUGCACAGCGCAUACCGGGACGAACUCUGAAACCAGAACAUCUCUUCAUGGAGAAGGCUCACCGAAGGAAGUUGCUCGUUAUCGCCACCUACCUGCAGUACCGCCACAGACAAGUGAAAAAUGAAUGGGUUUCAAUGGAGUUGCCUACAGUCAUAUUUAUUUCUUGUUGUAUAAUUUUGUUGUAUAAUUUUUAAAGCCAGUUUGAGUAAUUGCCAGUCAGUACAGGUCGAAAUCUUCUGCCCUGCUGGAAAAAAACUAAACACCCCCCAAAAUUGACAAUGCAGCCUCUUUUAUAAUACCAGCC